This is a messenger RNA of Naegleria gruberi, 4222 nucleotides long. Its product is annotated as SEC7 domain-containing protein. Gene Ontology annotation, molecular function: guanyl-nucleotide exchange factor activity. The record is from RefSeq and is a predicted model, not a curated record. NCBI's taxonomy places the organism in Eukaryota, Heterolobosea, Eutetramitea, Acrasida, Naegleriidae. Gene Ontology annotation, biological process: regulation of ARF protein signal transduction. Bases 1 to 4218 code for a protein of 1405 amino acids. The transcript is spliced from 3 exons.
AUGUUCACCAGCUUUCGUGCAAUGGUGUCCAACACCAUCAACAGUCCCACUUCCUUAGGAGGUAGUAGUAAUAGACUUUCAGGUUUAAUGUCCUCUCCAAACUCUGUUUCCUCUCCACAGGGAACGAUUCGUCAAUCAUUUGAGAAUAUUUUGCAAUUUGUUGGUAAUAAUCGGAAAUUGAUCGAGUUGAAGGAUGCUUGUGUAUUAGUAGUUGAACAUUUGAAAGUUUGUGAGAAUAACUUUGAAGUAGAACGAGAUUUAAUUCAAAAUCCGAACAUGUACUUUAAAGUAUUGAAUUUGAGUUGUAAAACAAAACAAGCAAAUAUUAUCAUGAUUGCCUUGGAUUUAUUACAACAAUUCAUGGAAAAGAAUUAUAUCAAUUUUUAUACAAAAUUUGAUGAAAACUUGUUGAUUACCGAUGUCAUGAUGAGAACUCUCUCUGAAUGUGUUGAUAUUUCUAAUCAGGAUGAAAGUUUGCAAUUGCAAUUUUUGAAAACUAUUCUUACUGCAAUUAGUUCAUGUCAUUUGAGUGGAAAGAGUUUGUUGAUUGGAGUUAAAGUUUGUUUGAGUGUUCACUUUGUUUCAAAGAAUGAAACUAAUACCUUCUCUGUUUUGAAACAAGUACUUCAUAUGGUGAUUAAUAGAAUGGAUGAAGGAGCUGAGAAUCCAAUUGCUCAUAUCAGUGAUUUGGUUGAUGCAAUGCUUUUGGAAUUUGCCAAUGAAACUGGUUCAGAUGUAAAGGAUGAAGAUCGUCACACUCAUAAGGAAUUGACUGAACUUACUCAAAAACAAAGAGAUGCCAUUCUUGUUUUUAAAUAUCUUUCUGCAUCAGUUUCUAAAGAUUUUACAAAUGGCCCAUUUGAUGAAAAGGCAAAAUUGACCUAUAUUGACUUAUUAACAGAUGUCUUUAAGAAUUGUGGAAGAAAGUUACUCUCUCAUCAAAGAGUUUUUGAACAAGUCAAAUCCAUUGUUUGCCAAACAUUAUUAAUUAACUUGGUGCAUUGUAAAUCUACUCAAAUAGUACUUUCAGCAUUGGGUCUCUAUCAAUUAUUAAUGGAAAAUUUCCUCGCAGAAAUGCAAUAUGAAAUUUACAUUCUCUUCUUCAAUUUGAUUAGAAUGAUCAAGAGUAAGACCCUCAGUCCAACAUUCAAGAAUCUUGUACUUUCAUUCUUGAAGAAUAUUACCUCAAAUGGCGAAUUGAUUAUGAGAUUAUAUGUAAAUUUUGAUUGUAAGGUUGAAAAGAGAAAUAUUUUGGAAAGAUUAAUGAAUGCCCUUGUUUGGAUGGUUCAAGAAUAUACCAUUCAAAACGAUGUCAAUCAAACUAUGGCUAUCAAAAAAUCUGCCUUGACCAUUUUCAAUUCCAUGCUUGGCUCUUUGGUUAAUGUUAAAGAAAAAGAAAACAUCAAACCAAACACAACACUUACAGAAAGAAAAAAGCUCAAAAGGGGUGUUGAAUUAUUCAAUGAAAAUCUCAAGAAGGGAUUGGAAUAUUUCCACCAGAUUGGGCGCCUACCAGACAAGUCAUUGGAUAUCACUCAAUAUGAAUUGGAACUUGCAACAUUGUUCAAUACUAUACCAGGAUUUUCUAAACACAAAGUUGGUGAAUAUUUUGCUUCUCCAAAGAAUUUUGGUGUUUUGAAAAAGUACAUUGAUAUGCAAUCAUUUUCUGGAAUUUUAUUUGAAAAGGCUCUCAGAAAAACUCUUGAUCUAUUCAUGCUUCCAAAGGAAAGUCAAGAAAUUAACAGAGUAAUUGAAUGUUUUGCUGAAAAGUAUCAGAAUGAUAACCCAGAUUUGCUGGAAACUGAAUUUAAAAAUCCAUCAGCUUGCUUUGUGUUUACCAUUUCUGUAGUCAUGCUCAAUACAGAAAUACACAAUGCUGCCAUGAAGGCCCUUUGUAAUUCUACUGUAGAGUCGUUCGUUGAGAGAAAUAGUCUCACUGAUGCUAGUUGCAUUAGCAGAGAAUAUCAGGAAAGAGUUUACAAAAACUUGCAAGAUAAUGAAAUCAAAUUAAGUGAAGAUACUUUGGCCAUAUUUGAUGAGGCAGAUGCUGAAAUUGAUGCUGUAGAGCAAGGAAUUAUAAAGUCCAUGAAAAAGUACACAUCAGAACCAUUCAUCAUUGAAGAAGAUUUUGGACAUAAUACAAUUAUUAGCUUAAUGUUGGAAUCCUUCAGUUCAACCAUCAUCAAUUUGGUCAAGUCUGUUUUCGAUAAUGAAAAGUUGAGUGGUGAGAUGCAUGAGCUUGUUUUAAAGAUUUUGCUCAACGCCACCAAAUGCUCCUUCAAUGUUGAUUCACCACUGAGAAAGGCAUUGAUUGGAUGUCUUACUGAAUGCACUGGACUCAAGAGUCAAUUACGGGCAAGACAUGUCGAAGCAUUGAAACUCUUGUUAGAAUUGGCAGAGACAGAAGGAAACAAUAUCAAAGAUGCCUGGAGUGAUAUCAUUGACAUUAUUGCAGAAAUUGAUAGAUUGCACAUUUUUGAUACUGUCGAUAAAACCCCAAUGCUCAAAGCCAUAGAUCCUGACAUUGUCGAUAGAAUUGUGUUUAAUUGUGAAAAAUUGAGUGAGGAAUCUCUUACCUUCUACAUUGAAGGAUUGUGUAAGAAGAAGAGUACCAAUCUCAUCUUUUACUUGAAGAAAGUUAUUGAGAGCUUGUAUUUGAACAUGCACCGUAUCAAUACCAUUUUGGAUACCUUGUGGGAGAGUCAUAUUUGUCCAUUCAUUUCACAAAUUGCCAGCUCCAAGAAUACCACCCUUGCUCUUUAUUGUAUUGACUCAUUGUGCAAGUUGUGCAUGAAACUUUUAGAACAAGAGUCCAUCAUUGAUUACCAACAACAAUUCUUGCAACCAUUCACUCGUAUCUAUCAAACUUGUUUGGAUAAGGAAGUUAGAAAAUUAGUCACUCAAUCCGUUCAUCAAAUUGUGCUUGUCAGAUCUUCAUUUAUCAAACCAGGUUGGAAGGAAUUGUUCGGCAUGCUCUCCAUGACAGCUGGCUUUGCAGCCACUGAAAAUGAAGCUUUCAAUGUCCUUCGUUGUAUUGUGCAAGAAGGUGAACAUUUUGAAAAUGUUCAAAAGAAUAAUGCAUUCAGUAACUUGAUCAAUUGCCUCAGUCAAUUUGCCAGUGAAGUAACCUGCAAGUUGUCUGUAGAAGCUAUUGAACUCAUUCAGAAAUCUAGCGAGAAGAUGGAGGAGGUUGAUUUCUUGGGACAGUGGUACCAAAUUCUUUCAAGCUAUGCAACUGUUGUCUCUAAUGAUAAUAGAGAGGAAGUACAAAUUAAAGCAUUUAAAGCUUUGCAUGCAGCUCUCCUCGAAACUGCCCUUCCUUCUAAAUUGUCAAAAGAGAAUUGGAAUGUAAUUUUCAAAGGAGUUUUAUUACCAAUAUUCGACCAAUUCAAGGAUGAUAAUACCAAUAAUGUUUGGGUACAAAGAGUUGGUGAUGACUCUAUCAAGUUAUUGAUAACAGCUUUUACUUCUUACUUUUCUGAUAAUAGUGCAGCUUUGAAAUCCAUUUUUGAAAUUUUACCAACCUGUUUCAGAAAGGAAAGCAAAGAAUUCAAGAGCUUGAAAUUAGUUACAGUUGGCUGUUCAAAUUUACUCUUAUUCAUUGACUUGUUUGGAGAAAAUUUUACUGAGGAAUGCUGGAUGAAUGUUUGUGAAAUAAUCAAGAAUCUUUUAACAGAAAAUGUAAACUCAUUAUGUGGAGAGAUUUCAGAUAGCAAUUUGUGUAGAAGUGAAGUAAUCAAGACUGUCAAAUCUAUCAAGGAUUAUCUACUCAAAAACAACAAGAUUGACUCUAUUGUUCAACAUUUGAUUGAUAGUCUCACCUCAUGUUAUACUGAUUAUCAUUCCUACAAUGUUGAAAAAUCUACAAACUGCAGUAUUGAUGUAGAAAUUCAAUCCUUGACACUUGUAUUCGAAUCCUACUUUACCAUUUAUCAUUCCAUCAAUGAGAAGGAGGAAGGAUUCAUUUCCACCAUUAAUACCAUCUUCCAACAAUACUCCUCUCUCAUUGUGAAAUCUCCAUCCGAUUACUAUUUCACAACUUUUAACGAUCUUGUCGAUAUUCUCUUGGAAAGAUAUACUGAACUAAAGGAUGAACAAUUCCUAAAACAUUGGAAGAUCCUCCACGUGUCCUUCUGUAGCAUGAUUAUGAGCAAGAAUGAAAAAACCAGAACAUUAACACAAGCACUCUUCCUCAAGUUUAGUAAAUUGGUUAUUUAAUCUU